Molecule: messenger RNA, 1002 nt
Organism: Oldenlandia corymbosa var. corymbosa
Lineage: Eukaryota; Viridiplantae; Streptophyta; Magnoliopsida; Gentianales; Rubiaceae
Source: the annotation of a GenBank genome assembly
AUGGAUCUUUCUCAAGAAACCGAAGAUUUUCUCCGGGAAUCGGUUGAAUACACGCUGGGCCUUCCGGUUUCUACUCGGACUCUUCAAUUGAAGGUUCGUGCCUCCGAAGAAGCCCAACAGCACUUGAAGAAUCAAUACCACUCCCUCCAAUCGAAACUCAAGGAGAAGGAAGACCUUAUCGAACUUGCUAGGUCGGAGGCUACUCUGAACGCCCAGGCUGUGAAGAAAUUCGUUGAAGAGAACCAGAAAUUGGCCGCGGAGUGUAUGAAUCUGUUGGGACAGUGCAAGAAAUGGGAGCGGGAGUGUAAGUUGUAUGAACGUGACCGUGAAGCUUUGAUGGAUUUUGGAAACGAGGCAGAUGAGAGGGCUAUGGUGGCAGAAUCUCGUGUUGCUGAACUUAAGGAGGAGGUCAAGGCUUUGUCAGAGGAACUGCAGUCUUAUAAGUAUCAUUCUGAGGCGCAAUCGGUUGGUACAUCCUCACAAGACACAGCUGCUGAGCAAACACUACUUGACUCUCUUUUGGCUGCUGCAAUUGGAAAAGAUGAAUAUUCAUCAAUAGCUCAUUCUUUUCUCACAGUGAACAGUGGAAAUGACUAUUGUGAAGAAAUGUUGAAGUUGUGGAAUAGGGGUGGCUUGAGUCCAGUCGCUCAGAAAGUGCUAGCUCUGAUGGCUGAGUUCAAGUCCUUGGAGAAUGACAAGGAUCACUUGCGCGUGAACCUUAAUACAGCUGAAGAUGAGGUAAAUGUCUUGUUUGAGCAAAACAAAAUCUUAGAUGAGGAGAACAAAAAGCUGAUGAGGCAGUUGCAUAGAGAAAAGCAUAUGUCUGGCUCUGGAGGGAAGCAUUCUGCGAGUUCUUCCACAAAGGGAAACAAACGGAAAUGCAGCCCCAAGUUGUGCAGUGAUGAAGUUGAGAAGAAAAUAGAUUUCGGAAAUGUUGAUGCCGUCAGACUUCCACUAUCACCCUUGCAAUGCUCUCCUGAAAGAAGAAUGCUCAAGAAGUAG